Auanema sp. JU1783 is the source of this 2952-nucleotide messenger RNA. NCBI's taxonomy places the organism in Eukaryota, Metazoa, Nematoda, Chromadorea, Rhabditida, Rhabditidae. The record is from the annotation of a GenBank genome assembly.
AUGAAAGUCAAAGCGGUUCUCUUCGAUCUAGGAGGUGUUCUCAUCCCUAGCCCCAUAGAUCAUUGGCUUGAGGUUGAAAAGACUUUCUCCCUCGAAAGCGGCUCUUUGAUCAAGACACUACAAACGGAAGAAGCACUGAAUAUCUUCUAUGAACUUGAGAAAGGAGCCAUAACAACCUCUGAUUUUGAUCCUCUUUACACUUUAAUUUAUAAUAAGAAGAACUCAACUGACUUUGCACUGAUUCCGUUAAUGGAAUCGUUUCUAAGAACCAUUAAGAAUGUUCGAAUAAUUCCAAAAAUGGAACAGCUUUUAAAGCUGCUGAAGGCAUCUGGCUAUGUUCUAAUCCUUAUAACAAAUAAUUUUUACGUAGAUCGAGCUCAUUUGUUACCAACUUUACCACAGCAGAUUCCUGAUUUCUUUGAUUUCAUAAUUGAAUCAUGUCGAAACAAUUGCAGAAAACCUGAGCCUUCCAUCUACGAGUUAGCUCUGAAGAAAGCACAACUGAGACCAGAAGAAUGUGUUUUUCUGGACGAUCUGGGAUCCAAUUUGAAAGUUGCAAGAUCUAUGGGAAUUCAUACAAUCAAAGUCAACGAGCCGGGGAAAGCUGCUGACGAGUUAUGCAGUUAUCUUAACCUUUCUAUGGACUAUCCUCCUGAAACUCGAGAAUGUUUGAAAAGGGAGAUGUUGCCGAAGGAAAUAUUGCAAACAGUUUUGAGAGAGAAGCUCGGAUUGCAUGGAGCAUCUGAGAUAAUGAUUCGAAAAUUCAAUCAUGGACAAAGUAAUCCAACCUAUUACAUAAAAUAUUGUGGGAGAGAACUUGUUUUAAGGAAAAAACCUAGUGGCACUAUCCUGCCAAAAGCUCAUCAAAUUGAUAGAGAAUAUAGAAUACUUAAAGCUUUACACGGGAAAGUUCCUGUACCAGAAGUUCUGCUCUAUGACGAAACAACCUUGGACACUCCGUUUUAUCUCAUGAAUUAUACAGCCGGCCGAAUUUUUUUGGAUCCGAGUCUUCCGAAUUUGAAUAAUACUGAACGGCGAGCGAUAUAUGAGGAAGCUAUUAGAGUGUUAGCAGCUAUUCAUUCUCUCAGUUAUGAAAGUCUAGGUCUCACAGAUUAUGGCCGCAAAGAUGGCUACAUGGCGAGGAACUUGAAAAGAUGGAUUUCGUCAUAUGAAAUGGCAAAAACGGAAGACAUCCCAGAGUUGGAUGAACUAGUGGACUACUUGAAGAAAAACAUUCCAAAGGACAGACACGCAUCAAUAGUCCAUGGAGAUUUCAGAUUAGAUAAUCUGAUAUUCCAUCCUACCGAAAAUAGAAUAAUUGCGGUAUUGGACUGGGAAAUCUCAACAAUUGGAGAUCCAAUUGCUGAUUUGGCUACUUUCAUGUUUACUCACUAUAAUACAAGUGAUAAUAAGAUGUUACAAGGCUUGGGGAAGUUGAAAGAACAUGAGCUUAAUCAGAUGGGAAUUCCAACUGUAUUGGAAGCUUUAAAUCUUUAUGCCCGUUUCAGCCAUAGUAAGCCUAUUGAGCCAAAGCUAUGGAUCUAUUACGUCGCCUUUGUGAUUUUCCGCUUUACUAGUAUAUUACAAGGAGUUUACAUGAGAUCUUUGAUGAAAAAUGCAUCAUCGAUACAAGCGUCUUCCAUAGGCUCAGUUCCAAAACGUCUUGCAGCUUUUGGUUUGAAGUUAGUUCAUGGGGUUUCUUCAACGUCAACAACGGGGUUAUUGGCUAUAAUUCCAAGUUCUCUGAGUGAGAAGGCCAAUAAAUAUUACCAAGGUGUUCAUAGGAUUGUUCAUGAGGAUAUAAUACCCAUUGAAAGAGAGUUGAACGAGUAUUAUCUGACUGACAAGCAAUGGACACGGCAUCCAAAGCUAGAGGCCAUAAAGGAAAAAGCUAAAAAACAAGGCCUCUGGAAUAUGUUCAUCUCCAGUCAUAUUGACCCUAAAACCAUAUAUGGAUGUGGUCUUACUAACGUUGAGUAUGCUCACAUAUGUGAGCUAAUGGGAAGAAGUAUACAUGCACCUGAAGUAUUCAACUGCCAAGCCCCAGAUACUGGGAAUAUGGAAGUUCUUAUUAAAUAUGGAAAUGACGAGCAAAAAGAGAAAUGGUUGCGUCCUUUGCUGAAUGGAGAUAUUAAAAGUUGUUUUGCAAUGACAGAGCCUGAUGUGGCCAGCAGUGAUGCGACAAAUAUUCAAGGCUCUAUUACACGCCUGGGUGAUGACUACAUAAUUAAUGCACGGAAGUGGUUCACAAGUAAUGCAGCACAUCCUGAUUGUAAAAUUUGUAUUUUCAUGGGUCAAGUAACUGGUUCAAAGAAAUCUCGUCUGUUUCAACAAUCCAUGAUAUUAAUCCCCAUGGAAACAGCAGGUGUCAAAAUAGAACGUAAUCUUCACGUUCUUGGCAGCCAAGAUCCUCCCUCUGGGCAUUGCGAAAUUAAUUUUGUGAAUGUUAGAGUUCCCAUUGAAAAUAUGAUUCUUGGAGAAGGAAGAGGCUUUGAAAUCGCACAGGGCAGAUUAGGUCCAGGCAGAAUUCAUCAUGCAAUGAGACUCAUAGGACAUGCAGAGAGAGCCAUAGACGUAAUGAAACAAAGGGCAUCAUAUCGCGUAGCAUUCCGCAAGAAAUUGAAUGAGUACGAUUCUAUAAGAAAAGAAAUUGCUUUGUCCCGCUGCGAAAUUGAACAAGCACGUCUUCUUGUUCUUAAAGCUGCACUCAUGAUAGAUACUGUUGGAGCUAAGGAAGCUCAAGCUGAAAUCGCUAUGAUCAAAAUUAUUGCUCCUAAUAUGGCACUGAGAAUUGUUGAUCGUGCUAUUCAGAUUGAAGGAGCAAGGGGUCUCACUCCUGAUACACCAUUGUCUGCAUUUUUCAUUGCCGCCAGAUCCUUGAGACUUGCCGAUGGACCUGAUGAAGUUCAUCUGGAAAACUUGGCGAAACUAGAGUUCAAAAGCCAUCUUUAA